AUGGUCGUCAAUGGCAAUAAAAAGAGGAAAAUUACUCACGCCUCCUCAGACGAUGAGUCGCACGAGCCAGUAACAUCGAAACGAGCACAAAAGGACUUCUUCAAGCAUGCAUCCAACUGGAAUCUCGAACAAGACUACGAGUCUCGGCCGCGGAAAGGAAAGAAGAACGAUAAGGAAAACACCAAACUCCCAGUCAAGUCUCAGGACGGUCGGUUAGAAAUUCUCAAAAGUCUUGACCCAGACGAUGACGCAGAGUCUAUCGAGAGCGACACAGAAUGGCUAGAAGGGCGCGAUGAUGAAGUCGGGUCAGAAGACGAUGAUGCUGUGGACGAGAAGGAGGAGGAGUCGGAGAUUCCAGAGGCACAGCAAAUUUUGGAAGCACAAGAAGAGCUAGCCAAAGCAGCUAUGGCCCUCAACGAAAAUCCCGAAGAAAACGUCGCCAAUCUAAAGACCCUUGCCAAAAUCGGUGAAUCCAAGAUUCCCACGAUUCGCAUGCUCGCGCUCAUAACACAAAUGACGGUAUACAAGGACAUCAUCCCGGGCUACAGAAUACGACCACAAGCCGAAGACGCACCCAAGGAGAAACUGUCCAAAGAAGUUCGCGGCCUACGACAGUUCGAACAGUCCCUCCUAGCAGGCUACCAAGCAUACAUCAAGGUGCUCGCACACUGCGCCAAAUCAGAAACGACGCCCAUCCGAGGCGGACAAAGUCUCUCCAGCGUCGCAGUCACUUGCGCAUGCACCCUGAUCACAACCGUACCGCACUUCAACUUCCGCUCCGACAUCCUGCGCAUCCUCGUUGGCAAACUCAGCCGAAGAAAACUCGACAACGAUGCCACCAAGAUCAUUCAAGCUCUAGAGACCCUCUUCCGCGAUGACGAAGAAGGCCGUCCCACCCUGGAAGCCGUCUCCCUCGUCACCAAGAUGAUGAAGGCGAAAGAAUUCGCCGUCCACGAAUCUGUACUCAACCUCUUCCUCAGCCUCCGUCUGCUCUCCGAAUUCUCAGGCAAAGCAUCCCAAGACACAGUCGAGCAGCAGCAAACAUCAAACCCCAAAAAGAAACAACGCGAGUUUCGAACAAAGAGGGAACGAAAGGCAAUGAAGGAGCAAAAGUUACUGGACAAAGACAUGUCUCUUGCUGACGCACUCGUCAGCCACGAGGAGCGAGAGCGAAUGCAAUCCGACACCUUGAAACUCGUCUUUGCCACGUAUUUCCGCAUCCUGAAGCAACGAUCACCUCAUCUUAUGGGUGCGGUGUUGGAAGGGCUAGCCAAGUACUCACAUCUGAUUAAUCAAGACUUCUUCGGCGACUUGCUAGAAGCUCUCAAAGAUCUUAUCCGCCACAGCGAUGAAGACGCCGAAAAGGGUCCCGCUGACGAGGAAGUUGCCGAUAACGAAGAAAAUGAGGAUUCGGUUCGGAAUCUCACCCGCGAGGCUCUCCUGUGUACCGUCACCGCGUACGCCCUGCUAGCCGGCCAGGAUGCACAUAAUUCACGAAACGACCUACACCUCGACCUGUCAUACUUCACAACACACCUAUUCCGCUCCCUCCUUUCUCUCUCCGUCCAACCUGAUCUCGAAAAUACCCGCCUCUCCGCAUCCUCCGCCACAUCCAAGAUCAAUGUCCAAACCACGACUGUGCUCCUCCUCCGCUCUCUGACAGGCAUCCUUCUGCCAAACUAUAAUAUCCGCCAAGUCCCGCCGCUGCGCCUCGCCGCAUUCACGAAGCAGCUUAUGACUACUGCUCUACAACUUCCAGAGAAGUCAUGCCAGGCAGUUCUUGCUCUGCUGAACGAUGUUGCGCACACGCAUAGCAAGAAAGUUAGUAGUUUGUGGAAUACUGAGGAGCGCAAGGGAAAUGGACGGUAUAAUGCGUUGAGUGAUUCGGUGGAGGCGAGCAAUCCGUUUGCUACUACUGUGUGGGAAGGGGAGCUUCUGAGGAGGCACUUUUCGCCGAAGGUUAGAGAAGGCGUCAAGAUGUUGGAAAAGGGAAUGUCGGGAUAG
Pochonia chlamydosporia 170 is the source of this 2004-nucleotide messenger RNA. Its product is annotated as nuclear export protein Noc3. Lineage: Eukaryota; Fungi; Ascomycota; Sordariomycetes; Hypocreales; Clavicipitaceae. Gene Ontology annotation, biological process: DNA replication initiation. The transcript has a single exon. Bases 1 to 2004 code for a protein of 667 amino acids. Gene Ontology annotation, molecular function: chromatin binding. Gene Ontology annotation, cellular component: nucleolus. The record is from RefSeq and is a predicted model, not a curated record.